GCCCUUGCGGUGACGGAGGGAGAAGACGUAAUGGAGUGAACGGCUGUUCUCCGGUGAUGGUCAGUCUGUCAGUGUGUCUGGCUGGACCGCGCAACCCCGAGCUGCUGCUAUGAAGUAGCCCUUCCUGCAAUGGCUUCUGGGAAGGGGCAGGGGAAUCCAAGCCAUGAGGAAAACUGCAGCCUCUAGCGGGAAUGCAACUGUCCUCGGAUUCAAGCUCAUCCCUCAGCCGCCGGGGCCUCCUCCAUGUGGGCUUCCUGCUGCGGUCUGCUCCACGAGGUGAUGGGCACUGGAGCAGUGCGCGGCCAGCAGCCGGCCUUUGGAGCUGCCGCCGGCCCCUUCCGCUUUGCCCCCAGCGCCGGCUACUCCAGCUACCCAUCCAGCGGCUCUGCAAGCCCCAGUCUGGUGUGCAAGGCCUGCGGCCAGGCCUUCUCCGUCUUCAGGAGGAAGCACAUCUGCUGCGACUGCAAGAAGAGCUUCUGCGCCCUAUGCUCAGUGCCACAAGACAGCCUGCGUCGCUGCACCACCUGCCAGCUGCUGCGGGGCACAGCCUUUCAACGGCCACAACUUAUGCGCCUGCGCGUCAAGGACCUGAGGCAGUACCUGAUUCUGCGCAACGUUCCCACAGACACUUGCCGUGAGAAGGAAGACCUGGUGGAGCUGGUGCUGUGCCACCGGGGAGUGUCUCACAGCCAGGAGGGAGAGAAUGAAGGGGAGGAAGAGGAGGAGGGGAACUCAGGUGGGAUGCGCUCACGCCCGUGUUCCUUAUAUAGCCCGUCAACCACCACACACUCCACUUCUCAGGGAGAAUGCUCAGGCACCGCCCACCAGUCCGGGACCACCCACCAAUCUGGAACCACCUGCCCAACUGGGAUGGCCCACCAGUCUGGGACAUCCCAUCCAACUGGGACAGCCCACCAGACUGGGACGACAGCCCACCAGUCAGGGACCACCCACCCAACUGGGACGGCCCACCAGACCGGGACUACUCACCCAACUGGGACAGCCCACCAGACCGGGACCAUCCAGCCAACUGUGACAGCUCACCAGACUGGGAUCACCCGCCCAACUGGUAAUGCCCACCAUGCAGAGAAUGUCCACCAGCCAGCGACAGCUCACCAGGUAUGGAUGGCCCACCAAACAGGGACAGACCAUCAGGCAGGAAACACCCACUCAAUCAAGACGACCCAUCAGUCAGGAACAGCCUACCCUACAGGAAAUGCCCAACCAACAGAUACAGUCCAUCAGGCAUGGAUGUCCCACCCAACAAUCAACUUCCACCAGGCAAAGACAGCCCACCCACCAGGGAACGCCCACCAGACAAGGACGGCUCACCCACCAGGGAACGCCCACCUGACCAGGACAGCCCACCCAACAGGAAACGCCCACCAGACAGGGACAGCCUGCUCACCAGGAAACACUCAUCAGACAAGGACGGCCCACCCACCAGGUAACGCCCACCAGACAAGGACGGCUCAUUCACCAGGGAACGCCCACCAGACAAGGACAGCCCACCCAACAGGAAACGCCCACCAGUCAGGGACAGCCUGCUCACCAGGGAACACUCAUCAGACAAGGGUGGGCCACCCAACAGGGAACGCCCACCAGACAAGGACGUCCCACCCAACAGGGAAUGCUCACCAGACAAAGACGUCCCACCAAGCAGGGAAUGCUCAGCAGGCAGGGAUGGGCCACCAGGCAGGGAAUGCUCACCAGACAAGGACGGCCUACCAGACAAGGACGUCCCAAUCAACAGGGAAUGCUCACCAGACAAAGGCGUCCCACCAGGCAGGGAAUGCUCACCAGGCAGGGAUGGGCCACCAGGCAGGGACAGCUUAUCCAACUGGAAAACCUCACCCAACAGAGAAAGCCUGCCAGGCAGUGAAUUCCCAUAUGACAACAAACUCAACAGGGAAUGCCCAGGUAGUAGGGAUGGCAAACCCGAUAGGGAAUGCCCACCAGGAAGGAAACACCCAACAAGCAGGAACAAGUCACCACAUAGGAACCUCCCACCAAGUAGGAAGUGACCACCACACAGUGACCACCCACCAAGAAGGAACAGCCAAUCAGGAUCUAGAAGAUGUGGCUUCUCUGUCCCUCUUGAACUUGGAAUCCAGUGAAGACACACAGGCCAGCCCCACGGCGCAGAAGCGUGCUCGUGCAUCGCUCUCAGACCUCUCCAGCCUGGAUGAGGUGGAGGGCCUGUCUGUGCGGCAGCUCAAGGAGAUACUGGCCCGCAACUUCGUCAGCUACUCGGGCUGCUGUGAAAAGUGGGAGCUGGUGGAGCGCGUGGGACGCCUGUACCGCGAGAACGAGCAGAAUCGCAAGUCCCUAGAAAAUGUUAAUAGCAGUCUAACUGCAGUGGUUGCGUACCCCCAGCCCAUCUGCAAUGGUGGAAUCGGAGGCACCGAACAACAGCAGCAACAGCAGCAGCAGCAGCAGCUAGCCGCCCAGGACGACAGCCUGUGCAGGAUCUGCAUGGAUGCCGUGAUCGACUGCGUGCUGCUGGAGUGUGGUCAUAUGGUCACCUGUACCAAGUGUGGCAAGCGCAUGAGCGAGUGUCCCAUCUGUCGACAGUACGUGGUGCGGGCUGUGCACGUCUUCCGGUCCUAGUGGUGCCGCAAUCGCUACCAUCCUGGGGGGGAGGGGCUCCCACCUCGUGUGACACAGACGGUCAUGGGCCACAUUGUGAAACCGCGCCCUCCAUCCUAUCCCCCAUCUCACCACCCACCUCACCAAGGCCUGGUUGAUGGCUCAGCCGCACCGUGAUGCCAUCAGACCUUUCCUUCCUGGUGUCCUUUCCAGUUGGCUUGUUGGAGGUGACUUCUUCAAGAUGGUGAUGCCAUUACCUUCACUGUUCCUCUCGUGAACGUCUUUGACCUUUUGGGUGAUCUGAUGUGUGAUUAAAAGAUGGAAGCUGUAAAGCAGAAGCUCAGAGCCUCAGUGCUUUUUAUCCCCCAUGUCCCCCGGUUCUCCUGUUCUUCAAAUCCCCCCUGUUCUUCCUGUCCCACACGUCCCCCCUGUUCCUCCUGUUCUCCACGUCAGCCCUGUUCUUCCUGUCCCACACGUCCUCCUUGUUCCUCCUGUUCUCCAUGUCAGCCCUGUUCUUCCUGUCCCACACGUCCUCCUUGUUCCUCCUGUUCUCCACAUCCCCCGUUUCUCCUGUCCCCCAUUCCUCCUGUUCUCCACGUCAGCCCUGUUCUUCCUGUUCCACACGUUCCUCCUGUUCCCCGUGUCCCCCCUGUUCCUCCUGUUCUCCACGUCCUCCCUGUUCCUCCUGUCCCACAUGUCCUCCCUGUCUCACAGCUCCCUCCUGUCCUCCGUAACCCUCCAACUGUUCCAACCUUGCCUCGUUCAUCUGUCUGUCUGUCUGUCUAUCUAUCUAUGACAUCGACACCCUACACUUUCUGUGAAUGUUCUGGCAACGCUGUCUUUGUUGGACUCUAAAGUCCUCACCACCCACAGGAAGCUGUAUCGCUCAGCAGGUUAGGACUCUAUGCCUGUGAUUAGGCCGUCAUUGGCUCAAAUUCCAGGGUCGGCAGAGUGAAGGCGCCAUUGGGACCCUGAGUGAGGCCCUUAACCCCCAAAUGCUGCAGGGAUGAUUGACCCUGCUCUCCCACAUGUACGGCAGUGGCAUGGCUGUGGGGUACCUACACCAGGAGGUGCCGAACAUGGCGUGUUUGACAGUGUGAGGUUAGUGCCCUCGGUCAUUACUGCUGGCAAUCAGUGUUGCAGCCCGUUCUGGCCCUGUGGGCGGAGCCACGCUGCUUUACACGUUACAGGAGUCUCAGUAAACACUGUCCCAUAUGAUGAAAGAAAAGCGAAACGCAGAUCCAGUUAUUCUAAAUGCAAUUGUCCUAGCAGCAAUAUUCCACAUUUUACCUCUAUGUUUUUGUUCAUUGUCAUGUUCUGCAUCAAAUUAAAAAUGUAAUAAUAAUUAAAAAAAAACAGGUGCUAUAUGAAUCUAUCCAGCAUCACCUCUUUAAUAUGUGUAUCUUUGGAAUGUGUAGCUGGUUUGUCACUGAUCAGCAUUUCGGUUUAACCUUCUGACAUUUGUCUGCAAAUCACUCACGCUGAGCUGCACCCAGGAGCACUGAAUUGCUGUACAGCUGCAUAUAAUAUAUCAUUAACAUGUACAUAUCUAUAUAUAUUUUUCCAUUUGCUUUGAAUGUUUAAUAUCUGAUUUUUGAUGAUGUCCUUCAGAUUGACUGACACUGAGUAAAAUUGUACUAUUCCCUGCUUCA
This is a messenger RNA of Brienomyrus brachyistius, 4241 nucleotides long. RefSeq names its product mucin-12-like. Gene Ontology annotation, cellular component: plasma membrane; cytoplasm. The transcript is spliced from 9 exons. Bases 244 to 2610 code for a protein of 788 amino acids. Gene Ontology annotation, molecular function: ubiquitin protein ligase activity. The record is from RefSeq and is a predicted model, not a curated record. NCBI's taxonomy places the organism in Eukaryota, Metazoa, Chordata, Actinopteri, Osteoglossiformes, Mormyridae. Gene Ontology annotation, biological process: protein K48-linked ubiquitination; negative regulation of extrinsic apoptotic signaling pathway via death domain receptors; proteasome-mediated ubiquitin-dependent protein catabolic process.